UUUUUUUUCAUAAAUUCAAAAACAAAUAAAUAUUCAUAUUUUAAUUAUAACAACUAAUUUUUCUUAUUUAAAAAAAUGAUUUUUACAUCCCGUGUAGUCUAUACAAGUCUUGGUGCAUUCAAUAAUAAAGCAGCAACUCAAAUUGUUAAUAAUGCCAAGAAAUUCCAAAGUAAUAUUUCCUUUAAUAUUGAAGGAGUAGCCAAAGAAAUUGAUGCCAAAAAUUUAAACAGUAUCCAAAGAUUAAAUCUCAAAAAAGGAAGUACUAUCGAAAUUGUUGCCAAAGGAAAGGAUGAAAAUAAAGCUGUAGAAUCCUUAGUCAAGUUUUUCGAAAAAAUGAAAUAAAUCAAUAAAAAAAUAAUGAAAUUAAUUUUAUAAAACAAUAAUAAAAAAUAAUAAUAAUAAUAUAUUAGUUAUAAUAAAAAAAUAAAUAAAAAAAUAAAACUAAUAUUAAUUUUUCU
Messenger RNA from Dictyostelium purpureum, 458 nucleotides. RefSeq lists its product as uncharacterized. Bases 76 to 342 code for a protein of 88 amino acids. The transcript has a single exon. The record is from RefSeq and is a predicted model, not a curated record. NCBI's taxonomy places the organism in Eukaryota, Evosea, Eumycetozoa, Dictyosteliales, Dictyosteliaceae.